AUGGAGGAUACAAGGGACACCAAGGCUGUCCCCCAUCUUAUCCCACUUGCUUCCGCCCCCGCAAGGACCCUCCCCCUUGACGCGCACAAUGGCUCCUCCGAAGCCGACCCGUUGACCCCAGUCAGCUUCAACUGCCAAGCCUGUGUGCGCAAGAAGAUCAAGUGCGACCGCGCGGUGCCUAAGUGCGCCAGCUGCAUCAAGACCAAGCUCGAAUGUGUCUAUCAGCCACGGCUGCCACGGCGCAAGAGGAAACGUAGCCGGGACGAGGAAGACGUACAUAAACGGCUGGCACGUUACGAGCGCAUCUUGCACGACCACAACCUCCUUCCGACCGCCGCUGCCUCGAUCACCAGCAGUAGAGACUUGGAGGCCUCAGCAAACAGCAUACAGGCUCCGACUCCAGGGCCAGCGAAUUCGCAGGUUGACGCCACGGCGAAUAAACUGCUUUCCAUUAAUGGUAAUUCUCGCUACAUUGACAAUGUUCUGUUCCUCGACUCUGGGGAAGGUGACCUAUGUGAGUUGUCCGGGUCCGAGCAAGAAAACUAUCACGAAGACGAGCCUGGAUCCGACAAAGCCACUCCGACCGGUCUUCUCGGUGCCCUUGCCGCGCAUUCUAUCUCGGACGCAAUUCUCAGAAGAACGAUAAGCCUCACCGACCUUCACCCUAGCUAUGAGCAUGCGGUCAAGCUCUGGCAUACCUACGUGGAGAACGUCGAGCCACUUUGCAAGGUUCUUCAUGUUCCGACGGUCGCCAAGAUGGUUGACACCGUCUCUAAGCACCCAGCGACCGCCUCGAAGAACGAUGAAUGCGUGCUGUUUGCCAUCUAUCAUUUCGCCGUAUUCUCAAUGUCGGACGACGAGUGUUCACGGGAACUCGAUAAUUCGAGGACCCACUUGAUAUCUAAAUACCGGACCGCAGUCACCCAGGCAUUAGUAAAUGUGUCUUGGCUCAAGACGACCGCGAUGCCGGUUUUACAGGCUUACAUACUCUUUCUGAUCGCUUUGCGCACUCAGAUCGAUUCUCAUACCUUCUGGAUUUUGACUGGGAUUGCAAUUCGCCUAGCCCAACGCAUAGGACUGCACCGGAACGGCGAAAGCCUCGGAUUGCCCCCAUUUGAGGUCCAGAUGCGCCGGCGGCUUUUUUGGCAACUGCUACCCCUGGACGGCUACGCGGGUCAAACAUCUGGCACGGGUAUAUCCCUCUCACCCGAUAGCUGGGAUACUAAGCAACCGUUAAACAUUAACGAUGACCAGAUCUUCCCUGGCAUGACCGAGCCGCCUCAUGACCGACGAGGCGCAUCGGAGAUGAUCUUUUGCUUGUCUCGGAUGGAGCUGUCAAAUUUCUACGUUCGAACAGGGGUCAAGCUGAAGGAAAAAGGGGGUACAAUCCAGUUCCGGGAUCCCGAGGAUAUUGAGCGGCUGAUCGACGAGGUCGAAGACAUCAUUGAGACGAAGUUUUUGCGGUACUGUGACAUCUUGAACCCCUUACACUUUCUGACCACCGGCGUUAUGCGAUCGGCUAUCUGUGCCGUCCGGUUGCGUGCGCGGACGCCGCUGCUCAUGCAAGAAACCAUCACCGACGCACAGCGGAGACAACUCUGCACCCUUGCCGAAAAGGUACUCGACACCAGCAGUGCUAUCUUUAGCAAUCCCGCCACGCAAAAGUUUCGGUGGCAGAUGCAAGCGUUUUUCUUGUGGGAUUCCCUCCUCUGUAUUCUGAGAAGCAUCGCGAAGGUUGGAUUUUACUCGCCAUCAGAGCUCGAUGAUGCCUGGAAAAGGGUUUCAGAGGUCUACGCGAAUCACGAAGCACUGGUCCAGGGCCGAAGAACCCUGUACGUUACGAUUGCUAAGGUCACUUUGAAGGCCUGGCUAGUAAAUUCGCCUCGUAAUUCAUCUCCCGAGCCAGCUUUCAUUACCGCACUGCGCGCUCAACGCGAAUCCAAAGGUAUCGACAAGCGGGAUGACAGCGUAUUUUCGGUCGACCAAGCUGCGGAUGGGGCUUUUUCUUUCAACGAGCUUUUCGACGACAUAAACAGGACCGACCCGAAUAUAAACAGCGCCUUCAAUCUCGAUUCGUCUUCCGAUUGGCUAUUCUGGGACCAAAUGUGUAGAGGAAACUGUCUGGGCUAA
Molecule: messenger RNA, 2130 nt
Organism: Penicillium coprophilum
Lineage: Eukaryota; Fungi; Ascomycota; Eurotiomycetes; Eurotiales; Aspergillaceae
Product: putative C6 transcription factor
Exons: 1
Coding region: 1-2130 (709 amino acids)
Biological process (GO): regulation of DNA-templated transcription; DNA-templated transcription
Molecular function (GO): DNA-binding transcription factor activity, RNA polymerase II-specific; zinc ion binding; DNA binding
Source: RefSeq, a predicted model, not a curated record